GAAGUAUUUGUUGGUGUGGGUCACGUGUUUGUUUGUUUGUUUGUCCAUUAAGAAUCUCCCAAUCUCCCGCCAUGGAAAAUGCAUCUUUCAUGAUCUUCCGUGACUGUGAGCGCUCUUCUUAAUCAUUGGAAUCGGAUUCCUAAUUAGCUCACACACAGAGAUGAACGGCACCGGCACCGGCACCGUGUCCGAGUCGGAGCAGUACUGGAAGUUCCGGGGGAAUGAGGAGGUGAAUAAAUCCUCCAUUUCCAUCCGCGGUACCCUUAACCUAGUCCGUAAGAACGUGAAUGGCGACGAUCCACGGCCCCUGAUUCUGUUCGGCCGCGCCGACCCGUCGGAGUUCCCCUGCUUUCCGACCUCUCCUUCCGUCAUUGAAGCCCUCGCUAAUGCCGUCCUCUCCUCUAAUUUCAACUCUUAUCCUACCUCCCACGGUCUUCCUCCCGCCCGGAGCGCAUUGGCAGAAUAUCUUUCCAACAGUCUGCCAUACCAGUUAUCCCCUAAUGAUGUAUUUCUUACUAUUGGUUGCACACAAGCAAUUGAGAUCAUAAUCUCUGUACUAGCUCGCCCUGGUGUCAACAUCCUGCUUCCUAGACCAGCUUACCCGCACUAUGAAUCUCGAGCGGCUUUUGGAAACCUUGAAGUUCGCCAUUUUAAUCUCAUGCCAGAGAAGAGUUGGGAGGUUGACCUUGAUGCUGUCAAAGCUCUUGCAGAUAACAAUACUGUUGCUAUGGUUAUUAUCAAUCCAAACAAUCCCUGUGGAAGUGUCUAUACGUACCAGCAUCUGAAAGAGAUUGCAGAAACUGCAAGGAAACUUGGGAUAUUUUUGAUCUCUGAUGAAGUUUAUGCACAUAUGGCUUUUGGAACUAAGCCCUUUGUUCCUAUGGGUGAGUUUGGAUCCAUUGUCCCAGUGCUAACCCUUGGAUCUCUAUCAAAGAGAUGGAUUGUUCCUGGUUGGAGAUUGGGUUGGAUUUUGACCACUGAUCCUAAUGGCAUCCUGGAAAAACAUGGGAUUGUGGAGAGCAUUAAGAACUAUCUGGACAUUACCCCCGACCCCCCGACCUUCAUUCAGGGUGCACUUCCACAAAUUCUUGCAAAAACCAGCGCUGAAUUCUUUUCAGAUUUUCUUGAUACAAUGGGAGAAAAUGCCAGCAUUUUGUACGAGAAGAUCAAUGAGAUCCCUUGCUUCACUUGCCCAAACAAACCAGAAGGAGCCAUUCUUGCAAUGGUGAAGCUGAAUCUAGAACAACUCGAAGGCAUAAGUGAUGAUGUGGACUUCUGCAGCAAGGUGGCGAAGGAAGAAUCUGUGCUUAUUCUCCCAGGGGUUGCUGUUGGGUGGAAGAAUUGGCUGCGGAUGAGCUUUGGCAUGGAGCGUUCUUCCAUUGAAGAUGGUCUGGCAAGGUUGAAAAGCUUCUGUGAAAGGCAUACAAGCCCCAAAAGGCUACCCCAUUGAUUUGCAGAUCCUUAACUAUCUGGAAAGCAUCGACAACUUCUUGUUGUUGAUUUGACGUUUGUUUCAGCACAGUUUCAAUCAGUAUCAAAAUAAAAGAUGGACCCAUUAAAAUGCUUGCUACCUGCUAUGCUAAUAGUAAUUUUUUUUUUAA
Molecule: messenger RNA, 1601 nt
Organism: Momordica charantia (bitter melon)
Lineage: Eukaryota; Viridiplantae; Streptophyta; Magnoliopsida; Cucurbitales; Cucurbitaceae
Product: tyrosine aminotransferase
Biological process (GO): L-tyrosine catabolic process; biosynthetic process
Molecular function (GO): L-tyrosine:2-oxoglutarate transaminase activity; pyridoxal phosphate binding
Source: RefSeq, a predicted model, not a curated record